ACGGGCUUCGCUUAUGCAAGCGGGUCAGAGAAAAGUUUCGGGGAGGGAUCUAGUUUGUAUUGAGGUGUCGGAAACCUAGCUCAGAGCCGACUCUCUCGCUCUGAAUUCUCUCUCCUCGUUCUUUUAGACCUGCCAAUUCCUGGUACAAGAGGCGACAUGGCCGGAGAUGACGUUUUGCCGCCUCAAAUCCACAUGAAGGGAGGGGAGAAGAAGAAGAAGAAGAAGAAGCAGAAGAAGAAGAAGGGAACAACGGGCGACAUGAGCCGUCCCCGUCCCGAUUGUCAUGAUAUGUCACCGCCUUGUGAAGUCUGUCACCGGCGAUUUCCCGACAACAUCACCCUCCAAAUACAUAGGGAGAAUGUCCAUGUGCUUCAUAUUUGUGAGAUAUGUGGAUUAUCGUUUUACUCUGAUACUCUCCUCCAAACACAUAAGCAGUGUGUGCAUACGCUUCAUACGUGUGAGAUAUGUGGAGUAUCGUUUCGCUCUGAUGCUCAACUCCAGAGUCAUAGGAAAUCCAAACAUCCGGAUUUAAAGAAGAAAAAGAUGAUGAAGAAGAAGAAGAAGAAGAAGAGGCAGAAGAAGAAGAAGAAGAAUGAGGAGGAGGAGGAGGAGGAGAAGGCGAAGGCGGAGGGGGAGCAUGCCAGCAGCUUCCCCAUAGAGAAGACGAUGAACAAGGCGCCCUCACCCUCAUCCUCAAUUUCUGGCGAGAGCUUCCCCAUUGAGAAGACGAUGAACAAGGCACCCUCACCCUCGAUUUCUGGCGAGAGCUUUCCCAUGGAGAAGGUGGACCAGGCAGAAUCUAUACUUAUUAUGGUGAAGUUUGACAUGGAUGAUUCAUUUUCUGGCGCAAUAUACGAAAUCAAACUUGACCAACUUCAGCCACUUGAGCAUGGUAAAUCUGUGGGCGGAUCUAACACUGACCCUUCAACUCUACCAAUGCUCAAACCUGUAGCAGAGUUAUUUGGUAAGGGCUGGAAGACGGAGGAGCUCUUUUUAUUUGAUUGUGCUAGAAUUGGCAGCCUCUCCAAGUUAUAUGUUUUGGUAAAUCAAAUCCCAUGCCCUUAUCUGAAGCCUGUCACUCCGGAGUAUGCAUUUGCCUUCGACAGAAGCUUAGUUUCAGAACUGAUUUCUCCACCAAAGACAACCAAGCAGUAUUGUCUUGUUAUAUCGGCAUAUGGGAUGUUGUACUAUCUUGCACAGCCAUUGUGCUUUCCUCAGAUCCAAGAACCGUCAUUUGAGCGGUAUGAUCCGGCCAGUGAUUCAUGGGAGUCAUUGCCUCCUUUCCCAGAUUAUUCUCUAGAUCAGGCACAGACCGAGAUGACCGGUUAUGCCGUUUGUUAUGGAUAUAUACUAUUAUCCAUGCAAACUGAGAAGAAAUAUGAAGCGGUGGCUUUUCAUAUUCAUAGCAGAACAUGGCACAAGGUGAAGACUAGUCCAGAGAAUCCUUAUUAUUAUCCCUUCUAUGGGAGGGCAGUGGUUUUAGGUAGUACUAUCUAUGCCUUGGCGCAUAAUCUUGAUUUGGUUCUGGUAUUCUCUUUCUGGUGGGAUUCAGACAAGGAUGGUGACAUUGUUAAGCGGCGACAUUUUCUGGGCACCCCAUUGUCUCUGUUAAUAACAGCCAAGUGUCAUCCGCCGCGCAGGUUACUAGGGGAUAGAACUCAGAAUUUGGUUCAUUUAGGGGGGCGAUACUUUUGUGUUGUGCAAACUGGUCAGAACAUUGAUUCUUCUGAGUAUCAGUAUAUGUGUGCGACGACCUUCAGAAUUGCCGGUGAUGGGCAAGAAAUGCAUAUCAAGACUGUUCGCUCAUCCGUUUUUCGAGUCGCGAUCGAAGGGAAUGAUGAAUUUGAAGUUCAGUUCAGCUUCACACCAGAUUGCAAUGACAUUGAACCAGUGGAAGAACAAUACUUUGUGUCUAGUGCAUUGGCUGAAAGGGAAAGUGCGUGGACUUCGAAGGUCAAAGAUGACUUCUUUUCCUUCCCAACUGGUCCUAAACUGGGAUUGGAGGCAUUCAGAACCAAAAAGGAAGACGAAAAAGAAGAAGAAAAAAAAGAUAUAAGGUCCCAAAACGUCCCCGGUUUUGUUGUUCCUCACGGGUACCAUCGCAUCUUUUGAGGGUCGUUUGGGGUAGGGCCUUAAUGUAAGUACUAAUUCAAUUUUGGCCGGUCCGAGAUUCAUUCCAUGCACCACUAAUCCGAACUGUCAGUAUUUCAGAGGAAGAAUGAGUCUUUGGAUUGAUGUAGAAAUGUAACAAGUAGCUUGACUUUCUUGCUGAUGUUGAUCUCUGAUACUCUGCCUGGCUGCUAACGCUUCUAGAAUAGUAGCUGUUCUCUUAUAAA
This is a messenger RNA of Rosa chinensis, 2336 nucleotides long. RefSeq lists its product as uncharacterized. Gene Ontology annotation, molecular function: protein binding; DNA-binding transcription factor activity, RNA polymerase II-specific; sequence-specific DNA binding. Lineage: Eukaryota; Viridiplantae; Streptophyta; Magnoliopsida; Rosales; Rosaceae. The coding region runs from base 157 to 2112 and encodes 651 amino acids. Gene Ontology annotation, biological process: regulation of transcription by RNA polymerase II. The record is from RefSeq and is a predicted model, not a curated record. Gene Ontology annotation, cellular component: nucleus. The transcript is spliced from 5 exons.